AAAUGGUAGGAGACAUCGCCACGAGAUGGAAAGAAUUGAGCGGUAGUAGCAAGUGGAAAGACCUGCUUGAUCCUCUUGACUUGGAUCUACGCCGUUAUAUCCUACACUAUGGUGAUAUGGCUGAGGUAGGGUACCUUGCCUUUAAUAGUGACCGCCGGUCUAAAUAUGUAGGAGAUAGCUGCUACACCAAAGAAGAGCUCUUUGCUCGAACCGGUUACCUCAAAGCCAACCCUUUCAGGUACGAGGUGACCAAGUACAUAUAUGGAACUUCGUCUAUAAGGUUACCAGAAUGUUUCAUAAUCAAAUCAUUGUCAAGGGAAGCAUGGAACAAAGAGUCUAACUAGUUGGGUUACAUUGCGGUGGCUACAGACGAAGGCAAGAAGUUGUUAGGGAGGAGGGGCAUUGUUGUUGCAUGGCGAGGGACCAUUCAGCUGUACGAGUGGGCUAACGAUUUCGAUUUCCCACUUGAAUCAGCUGUUAUGGUUUUCCCUGGAGCUAACCCGAAUGACGAGCCUCGCGUAGCAAAUGGUUGGCUAUCCCUUUAUACAUCCACUGAUCCACGAUCACGUUUUGACAAGACCAGUGCACAAGAACAGGUUCAAGAAGAGCUCAAAAGGUUACUAGAAUUGUACAAAAACGAAGACGUUACCAUCACCUUAACAGGCCAUAGCUUGGGCGCAGUUAUGUCGAUUCUAUCCGCCGCAGACUUUCUCCAUAACGAAUGGCCUAAGAUCACACCAAGUCUACAACACAGCCUAUGUGUCACAGUAUUUGCUUUCGGGAGUCCCCAAAUCGGUGACCGAAGCUUCAAAAGACUCGUAGAGUCUCUCGAACACCUCCACAUCCUAAGAGUAACAAACGUCCCGGACCUCAUUCCCCGUUACCCCGUAUUCAGGUUCACAGAUAUAGGCGAGGAGCUUCAAAUCAACACAUUAAAAUCAGAGUACCUAAAACGAUCUCUAAACCUGGGACAUUUCCAUAACCUGGAGGCUUACUUACACGGCGUGGCAGGGACACAACACAACCAAGGAGAAUUCAAACUAGAGAUUAACCGAGAUAUAGCACUGGUAAACAAAGGUUUAGAUGCUCUUGAAGAUAAGUACUUAGUACCAGGACAUUGGUGGGUUCUUGAGAACAAAGGAAUGGUUCAAAGUGAUGAUGGGACAUGGAAACUAAAUGGUGACAGGUCAAAGAAGAAACAAGAAGAAGAAGACGAAAAAGAAGAAAACAAUUGCAAAUUCCCAUGA
Arabidopsis thaliana (thale cress) is the source of this 1247-nucleotide messenger RNA. RefSeq names its product alpha/beta-Hydrolases superfamily protein. Gene Ontology annotation, cellular component: cytoplasm. Lineage: Eukaryota; Viridiplantae; Streptophyta; Magnoliopsida; Brassicales; Brassicaceae. The record is from RefSeq and is marked reviewed. The transcript has 3 exons. Gene Ontology annotation, biological process: lipid metabolic process. Gene Ontology annotation, molecular function: glycerophospholipid phospholipase A1 activity.